Messenger RNA from Haliotis rubra (blacklip abalone), 1284 nucleotides. Its product is annotated as ribosomal RNA processing protein 36 homolog. Bases 471 to 1169 code for a protein of 232 amino acids. Gene Ontology annotation, biological process: maturation of SSU-rRNA from tricistronic rRNA transcript (SSU-rRNA, 5.8S rRNA, LSU-rRNA). The record is from RefSeq and is a predicted model, not a curated record. The transcript has 10 exons. Gene Ontology annotation, cellular component: 90S preribosome; nucleolus. NCBI's taxonomy places the organism in Eukaryota, Metazoa, Mollusca, Gastropoda, Lepetellida, Haliotidae.
ACAUAAGUUUCUGCCUUUUAUUUCAUGUAGUCUUCUAUCUGAGAAUCGUGUCUGCUCUCUGACUGUCUAGCUGUUCUCAUCAUUGUCAACGAUGAGUUCUACUGAUGAUGAAAUAGAUGUGUUCAGGAAAAAUGUUUUAAGUAUCAAUCCCACAAGGAUUUCAAGGAAAGGACCAGUAGAACCAGAUUCAGACAGUGAUGAAUCAGAUGAAUCUGACAGUGACAUGUCAGACAACUUGCCAUCGAGUUAUUCACUACCAAAACAAGAACUAGAGGAAUCGCCUACAGAAUCUGAGAGUUCAGAUGGGGACACUCAACAGCGAACAAAGUCAGGGACAAAACCAGUUAUAUCUAAUGCUAAAGACAGAAAUAAUAUUAAUGUUCGCAAAGAAAUUAAAGGAAGGAAACGGAAGUUGAAAAUGAGAGAGGUUGAACCGGGAACAAUCAGAUGAUGAACCUGAAGAAGUGUCCAUGAGUAAAAUGGAAAAGAUAUCUCCAGAAGAUGAAGAGGAAUAUUCUGCAGUAAGAGAAGAAUUGUCACAUAUGUCAUUUGAGGAACUACAGAAGUUGAGAGAUCGCUUGGGAGUAAAGGUGUACAAACAGGUGAUGAGAGGUGAGGGAAAAUCACAUCAUCUUUCCACGUCCAAGAAGAGUUUCACAAGAGAAAAUAAAAAUAGACCAGCAGAAGCGUCAUCCAAGAAACCAGUGUCCAUUUACAGAGAAGUAAUUUCAGUCAAAAAGAAGGUUACAAGGGACCCGAGGUUUGAUGACUUAUCAGGGAAAUACAACGAAGCCAUCUUCAAGAGUUCAUAUGCAUUUCUUGAUGAUGUGAAGCAAAGGGAAAAGGAGAAACUGGCAAAACAGCUGAAGAAGACAAAGAAUGAUCAGAAGAAAAAGGAGUUACAGUACUUGAUAAACAGAAUGGAACAGCAGGCAUCUGCAGACAAACAGAAGCAGAAGAGGAAAGAGCUGGAGAAGGACUGGAAGAAGAAAGAACUUGGUCGUGUGGUGGAGGGCAAGAACCCAUACUUCCUUAAGAAAGGUGACUUGCGGAAGCUGGAGUUGGCUGAGAGAUUUAAGGAACUGAAGAAGACUGGUAAACUUGACAAAUAUAUGGGGAAAAAGAGGAAGAAGAAUGCCAGCAAGGAGAAGAAGAAACUUCCAGACUAGGCCAUCAAGCAAUGGACUGUGGUUUUGUUGUACCAUAUGAAAUAUGUACCAGAGCUACAUAACAAUGUAUGUGGAUAAGACAUUUGUUCAUGUUCAGAAAUAAAGAUGUGUUAUA